CCAUUAAUGUGUGUGUGGGUAGGGGUUAAAGCUUUCUGUAUAUACAGUAGAUUAAAACGUCUUACGUGGCUUAAUAAAAAUAUAGCUAAGAUUUUAUUAAUACAGAAAGAGAAAUUAAUGAUUUGUUUUUUAACUGGUAAACAACGUAAGAUAUAGCGGCUUUAAUUAGUAACAAUUUCCGGGCGCCCCCUCACAUUGUGAUCAAUUGGUUUCACCCGUGAGCGUCAUAUUUCUGAUUCCACUUUCAGUUUGAAAGCUGGGCGGCUCGGAGUGGGACAGACGGGACGCCAUGUCGUGCCCACGCGCAGCCUCCAUGCAGCCCGUAGGAACUCCCCGCGGCGGCAGAGGGAAUCAAAGUGGCGGCCGCGGCAAAGGUCUGCAGAACAUCAAGGUGAGCGAGGAGGUGAAGAUCGCAGUGAACGUCGCGAUGGAGCGCUUCCGCUACAGCGACGAUAAAGAGCUGGAGUUCCCUUCCUCGCUGACAAAAACGGAGCGGGCCUUCGUCCACCGCCUCUGCCAGUCGAUGGGACUCAUCUCGAGGAGUCGGAACAAGGGGCUGAUGCGGUGCCUGACCGUGCGGAAGAAGGAGAGCGCGGAGGCGGCGGGCGCCGAGAUGUCGUUUGUGCUGUCGCACCCGGCGCGCCACGCCGCCCACGCGCUGCUGCAGCGCUUCCCCGUCACCAGCAAGGAGCGCACCGAGCUGCUGCCCCGCACGGACCGAGCGCCGUCUGGUGCCGGCUCAGACCCAGGGGUGAGACACGAGAUGAGCAGGCUGAGCGGGCGGCUCAACAACGGGAUCCCUCAGGUUCCUCCACCGCGGGGGCGCUCGGAGCUGGAGGCGUUCCGCCAGACCCUCCCCGUGGCCGAGUUCCAAGAGCAGCUGCUGGGCACCAUCGCCAAGUCCAACAUCCUGCUGGUGCUGGGCGAGACCGGCUCUGGCAAAACCACGCAGAUCCCUCAGUACAUCCUGGACGAGAGCACCCGCCUGGGGUGGCCAUGCCGCGUGCUGUGCACGCAGCCGCGCCGAAUCUCUGCCAUCGCCGUGGCCGAGAGAGUGGCGGCAGAGCGAGGGGAGGGCGUCGGCCAGACCGUGGGCUACCAGAUCCGGCUGGAGAGCAGGGUCUCGCCAAAGACACUUCUCACGUUCUGCACCAACGGCGUGCUGCUGAGGACCCUCAUGUCCGGAGACAGCGCCAUGUCUACUGUUACGCACAUCAUCGUGGACGAGGUCCAUGAACGCGACCGCUUCUGCGACUUCCUGCUCAUCAAGCUGCGCGAUAUUCUGGAGCGGCAGUGCAACCUCCGCGUCGUGCUGAUGAGCGCCUCCCUCAACGUCUCGCUCUUCUCCAAGUACUUCAGCGGCUGCCCCAUCAUCCGCUUGCCCGGGAGGCUGUUCGAGGUGAAGCGGCUCUUUCUGGAGGACAUCCUGCGCACCACGGGUUACAAGUCUAAGGAGAUGGAGAGAUACCAGAAGGAGAAAGAUAAACUGGAGAGCCAGCAGAACAAGCUGAGCGAAUGGUACAAGGCGAAGGAGACGGGAUCGAGCGUGCCAGUACGCAGUGCCAGCGCCGCAUGCCUCGCAGAUCACACCAGGAUGCUCAACGACGAAGGGGAGAGCGCCUUCGUACAGGAGGCGGAGCGCGAUGGCUCCAACCUGGAGCCGUGGCUCGUCAAGGAGAUGGACGCGUGCAUCACCAACCUGUGGAUGCAUCGGGACGAGGACGCCUUCACGCAGCUGCUGCACCUGCUGCUCAGCGAGCGCGUCAGCGUCGACUACAGGCACAGCGAGACGACCGCCACGCCGCUGAUGGUGGCCGCAGGACAUGGCUUCAUCGGCAUCGUGGAGCAGCUGCUCCGGUUGGGGGCCAACGUCAACGUGAAGGCCUCCAACGGCAUGAACGCUUUCGACUGGGCGAAGAAUUUUCAUCAUUUGGACGUGGUGGAGCUCAUGGAAUCGUUUGUGGCUUCGGUGGGCGAGGCGGGGCCUGAUGAAAGCACACUGGCAAACACCAGCACUGAGCUGAGCCCCGAGGACCGCGAGCUGCUCAGCGUCUACCACCACACCUUUGACGACGACAAGGUGGACCUCGAUCUCAUCCUGCACCUCCUCAACCAGAUCUGCCAGGGCUCCACUGAUGGAGCCGUGCUGAUUUUUUUGCCGGGCUACGAUGAGAUCAUCACGCUGCGGGACCUCAUUCUCUGCGACGACAAAAGAUUUGCGGAGCAGAGCCACAAGUACCACGUGUUCACCCUUCACUCCAACAUGCAGACGUGUGACCAGAGGAGAGUGCUCAAGAGCGUGCCGCCAGGAACCCGCAAAAUUAUCCUGUCGACGAAUAUAGCGGAGAGCAGCAUCACGGUGAACGACGUGGUGUUCGUCAUCGACUCGGGGAAAGUGAAGGAGAAAUCGUACGACGCGCUCACCUCAGUCACCAUGCUCAAGACGGUCUGGAUUUCCCAGGCCAGCAGCCUCCAGAGGAGGGGCAGGGCUGGGAGGUGUCGCCCCGGCAUCUGCUUCCACCUGUUCAGCAAGGUGCGCUUCCAGAACAUGCUGGAGUUCCAGACCCCCGAGCUGCUUCGAGAGCCACUGCAGGAGCUGUGCCUGCACACCAAGCUGCUCGCGCCGACCUGCAUGCCGAUCGCCGAGUUCCUGGCCAAGGCUCCGGAUCCCCCGCCCAAUCUCAUCGUCCGCAACGCCCUGCAGAUCCUCAAGGCGAUCGACGCGAUGGACAACUGGGAGGACUUGACGGAACUGGGUCAUCACCUAUCAGACCUGCCCGUGGAGCCUCACCUGGGCAAGAUGGUGCUCUACGGCGUCGUGCUCAAGUGCCUCGACCCGGUGCUCACCAUCGCCUGCUCGCUCGCCUACCGCGACCCCUUCACGCUGCCCAGCCAGCCGGCGCACAAACGCGCCGCCGCCUACUCGCGCAAGAAGCUCGCCGCCUCCACGUUCAGCGAUCACAUGGCCCUGCUCCGGGCAUUCCAGGCGUGGCAGAAGGCGUGCGGCGACGGCUGGGAGCGCUCGUUCUGCGAGCGAAGCUUCCUGAGCCAGGGCACCAUGGAGAUGAUCUUCGGCAUGAGGUCGCAGCUGUUGGGUCAGCUGCGUGCGUCCGGUUUCGUGCGGGCGAGAGGCGGGGGCGACAUCCGCGACCUCAACACGAACUCGGAGAACUGGCCGGUGGUGAAGGCGGCGCUGGUGGCGGGGCUCUACCCCAACGUGAUCCACGUGGAUCGCACCACCCAAACGCUCACCACGCAGCUCGAGCGUAGGGUGCGCCUCCACCCUUCCUCCGUGCUCGACCAGCCCGGCUUCAAGAAGCCCUCCCCCUCGGAGGAGGGCAUUCCCGAGGGAUUGGCGGCGCUUCCCACCGACUGGCUGGUGUUCGGCGAGAUGACGCGAGUGCACCGCCUGGCAAGCGCUCGCUGCGUCACGGCCGUGAGCCCCGUGGCGGUGGCUCUGUUCGCCGGCCCCUCUCGCCUUCCCGCCUCCGCCCUCCAGGGACCGUCAUCGACGCACGUGGAAGGGAUUCCCUACGAUAGCAGCGACAGCGAGAUGGAGGAGAAGCCGUCGGUGAAAACGGCCGUUCUGCAUCUCGACGAGUGGAUCAACUUCAAGUUGGACCCAGAGGCGGCGAACCUGCUGCUGCAGCUGCGGCAGAAGUGGCACACUCUGUUCGUGCGCCGCAUGCGGGCGCCGUCGCGCGCCUGGUCGCAGGCGGACGAGGCGACGGUCAGCGCCGUUAUUGCGGCGCUCGCCUGCGAGGACGAGGCCCUCGGCCUGCAGCAGCCCACCGGCAUCGGCCAGCGGCCGCGGCCGAUCGUUCCCGAGGAGCCGCACUUCGCGCCGUCGACGACGGCGCGGGGGGCCGCGGCGAGGUUUUCGCCCCCGGCACCCGCGGUGGCGGCUUCGUGGAAGGCCGAUCGCAGCCGGAAGAGUGGCGGUGGUGGCAGCAAUGGCGGCGGUGGUGGUGGUGGAGCCGGUGGUGGUGGUGGUGGUGGUGGAGGAGGUGGGGCCGAGUCAACUGAGGAGUUGCUGGUGACCGAGAUGUCCAGGGUGGUGCUCCCCCCGCCGGGGUUCCAGCAGCUGAAGCCGCAGCAGCAGGAACCGCCGCUCCUCGAUCGUCGGUCGGCCGCUCACAGGGGCAACGGCCCCGUCGCCGCCGCCGCCGCCGCUCCCCCUGUCGCCGCCUCACCGCCCGCCGCCGCCAAGGGUCCGAAGCCUCCGUCUCCGCGGCGGGCGCUGGCGACCGUGCGCUACUUCGUCAUGAAGAGCAGCAACAUGCGCAACCUGGAGCUGUCGCAGCAGAGGGGCAUUUGGUCGACGACGCCGGCCAACGAGCAGAAACUUAACCGCGCGUUCCUCUUGUGCCCCGUCGUCUACCUCGUCUUCUCCGUGCAGGGCUCCGGACACUUCCAGGGCUACGCACGCAUGGUGUCGCCGAUCGGCCAGGAGCGGUGCCAGGAGUGGGGCUCCCCCGCGCUGGGCGGAGUGUUCCGGGUGCUGUGGCUGUACCUGGGCGGGAUCCCGUUCCAGCAGGUGCAGCACCUGCUCAACCCGUGGAACGACAACAAGAGGGUGCAGAUCAGCCGCGACGGGCAGGAGCUUGAGACUCAGGUUGGAGAACAGCUGCUCAAGUUGUGGGACAGAUGGCCCCGUGCCGGUGGUGGUGGCGGUGGUGGGGGCGGCGGCGGUGGCGGCGGCGGCGGUGGCGGCGGUGGUGGCCGAGACUUGGAACAGCAGGCCGCUGCAAGUCAGUCCCCUCUGCAGAUGCCGAGGUACUAA
Messenger RNA from Petromyzon marinus (sea lamprey), 4783 nucleotides. Lineage: Eukaryota; Metazoa; Chordata; Hyperoartia; Petromyzontiformes; Petromyzontidae. The record is from RefSeq and is a predicted model, not a curated record.